AUGGCGGGACGCGAGGAGGCCGAGCCGGGCGCCUCGAGCCCGAGCCGGAGUCCGAUCUGCGCCCAGGGGUUCAUAGGCGCCGCGGCGCUGUGGGUCGCGGCGACGUUGUUCGCACUGCCCGGGCCGAGAGCGCGGCCACCCACGCACUGGGUCGUGACGGAGGACGGACGCAUUCAGCAGCAGGUGGAUUCCCAGUUGAACUUGAAGCACCCCCAUGAUCUCGUGUUGUUCAUGCGCCAGGAGGCGCGGCUGGAGGCCCUCAAGGAGCUCGAGCUGGUUCUUAUGGAGCAUAAAAUUCACAUCGAGGAGAAUGAAGACAAGGACACGCGCCUGGAGGAGCGGCACUAUGCCGAGGAGCCGGCCUGCACACAUGCCCGCGUCCCCCUCGGUGACCUGGAUCUCUAUCAUGGCACCUACAUCGCCCUUGAGACCAAGAACAUCCGGCCAGAAGAUCACAUAGAUGUAAAGCACAAGCCAAGUGGUGACUUACUGAGUCCGGACUGCAUGCGUAUCCUGGAGCUCGCCUACAGCAUACACGCGUUUCAGCACCUGCGGGGUGUGCAGGAGAGAGGAAAUCUGAGUGCUCCAUUGCUGUCCCCAGAGGAUCCUGUAUUCCAAGCAUUGCCGCUUCAUGGGACCGGCAGCCUCGAUGAACUGGGGCAUCUGAUUCACCUGGCGUUGCAGCAGAACAAGACAUCCUGGGUGCUUUACAACAUGGCCUCUUACUACUGGCGUCUCAAGAACAGUCCCACGCAAGUGGCCGAGUGUGCUAUGAGAGCCCUGCACCUGUCCCCCAGGCCACACCAUGACGUGGCGCUGGUGAACCUUGCCAGCGUGCUGCACCGAGCCCACUACUCGGCUGAUGCCGCCGUGCUGCUGCAUGCUGCGCUACCCAUCUCCAGCGAUCCGGCCACAGUUCACUACACCCUGGGCAACGUCUAUGCCAUGCUGGGAGAGUACAACCACUCGGUGCUCUUCUACGAGCAGGCGCUCGUGCUGCGGCCCGAGCUGGAGGCUGCGGGGAGGAGGCGCCACGCUGUUCUUUGCCAGCAGGGACUUGAGCGCAAGCUGGAGGCUCAGCACAGGUCCCUGCAGCAGACGUUGAGUGAGCUGAAGGAGUACCAGCGGCAGCACGAGCAGUACGUGCACCUGCAGGAGCAAGUGGAGCGGCACAAAGUCCCGGCUGACCAACAGCUGCUUCACACGAUCCUGCACGAGGCUCAUCUAGCCCGCGACACUCACUCCGGUAACAGUCAGGUGUGUCGGUGGAGCCAGCAACAGAAGCUGCUGGUUUGUCAGUGGGAUCAGCCGGUGCGGUACACGAAAGGGGAGGGAGAAGAUGGCAUCGAGCGCGUGCAGUUUGGGGAAGAGGAGCCAGGAGCUGGCACCACAGCCCUGCCCAGCAGAGCAGAUUCUCUGUCUGGUGAGGGCCUCGUCUCUUCACGGCCCCACCACCACACAGGACCUCGAGCCAGGAGCCACCACAACCUGCCGGCCAGUGUACAGGGUUUCCUUUGGCCCCAGAGGAAGCAGUGUCUUCAUACUUUUCCCACAACUUCACCUGCUUCAGUUCCACCGAUAUUUUCUUUUCUUCUGGACACCAUGGGAAUGAACCUGACUCAGAUGUUGGAGGAUGUCAUGAACUCUCCUGAAAAGCCACGGUGUGCUAUGGCACACAGCACGCAAUCAGCGCAACCGGAAAUGCCUGGAGAGACUGCUCACAGAGCAUGCUGCCUCAAGCCGGAGCCCAGGCAUUUCCAGCCCGGCAGCUCAGAAACCUCCGUCACCCACGGCGGUAUAGCCACUGAGAGAAGAGAGCCGUUAAUUCAGCAGGUCAGAUUCUCGCACAGCUCUCGGCCACCCGUUCUUCCUUUUGCUUGUCCUCGCCAAUCCCCUCCCUCACCACUCUCCUCCCUCCCAAUUUUCCUCCCAUAG
Messenger RNA from Lethenteron reissneri (Far Eastern brook lamprey), 1935 nucleotides. Its product is annotated as tetratricopeptide repeat protein 17-like. Gene Ontology annotation, cellular component: actin cytoskeleton; cytoplasm. The record is from RefSeq and is a predicted model, not a curated record. Gene Ontology annotation, molecular function: protein binding. Lineage: Eukaryota; Metazoa; Chordata; Hyperoartia; Petromyzontiformes; Petromyzontidae. Gene Ontology annotation, biological process: cilium organization; actin filament polymerization.